AUGGGGGUUUUGCCAUUAAUUCAGGGGUUGAGGACCCCUGACUUAAAAGACAGAGUUCAGGCAGCAAAGGAGAAUGGAAGGCCUUUUCACAAGACGGUGCCGAAAGUGAAGAGGGAAGCUCCUGCCCCUCCUAAAGCCAAAGCCAAAGUGAAGGCUUUAAAGGCCAAGAAGGCAGUGUUGAAAGGUGUCCACAGCCACAAAAAAAAGAAGAUCCACACGUCACCCAUCUUCCAGCGGCCCAAGACACUGCGACUCCGGAGACAGCCCAAAUAUCCUCGGAAGAGUGCUCCCAGGAGAAGCAAGCUUGACCACUAUGCUAUCAUCAAGUUUCCGCUGACCACUGAGUCUGCCAUGAAGAAGAUAGAAGACAACAACACACUUGUGUUCAUUGUGGAUGUUAACGCCAACAAGCACCAGAUUAAACAGGCUGUGAAGAAGCUCUAUGACAUUGAUGUGGCCAAGGUCAACACCCUGAUUCGGCCUGAUGGAGAGAAGAAGGCAUCUGUUCGACUGGCUCCUGAUUACGAUGCUUUGGAUGUUGCCAAGAAAAUCGGGAUCAUCUAAACUGAGUCCAGCUGCCUAAUU
This is a messenger RNA of Symphalangus syndactylus (siamang), 585 nucleotides long. RefSeq names its product large ribosomal subunit protein uL23-like. Gene Ontology annotation, molecular function: structural constituent of ribosome. The record is from RefSeq and is a predicted model, not a curated record. Gene Ontology annotation, cellular component: ribosome. Lineage: Eukaryota; Metazoa; Chordata; Mammalia; Primates; Hylobatidae. Gene Ontology annotation, biological process: translation.